Osmerus eperlanus (European smelt) is the source of this 2632-nucleotide messenger RNA. It is a transcript of the gene mstnb, whose product is annotated as myostatin b. Gene Ontology annotation, cellular component: extracellular region. The transcript is spliced from 3 exons. The record is from RefSeq and is a predicted model, not a curated record. NCBI's taxonomy places the organism in Eukaryota, Metazoa, Chordata, Actinopteri, Osmeriformes, Osmeridae. Gene Ontology annotation, molecular function: growth factor activity; cytokine activity. Bases 138 to 1256 code for a protein of 372 amino acids.
UUGAACAGGCCAAAGUUGCGGUAUAAAAGGGGCUGCGGAAUUGAAGGAUGACACCUGUGGAGGCUGGUGUCAUACACACGUGUCUCUAGUAUAUCUUUAUACCAAUAUAUAAAAUAACUUUUUUUUUACUGUAGAUCAUGUCUGUUUUGCAGUUCUUGGCUUAUUUUUGUUUUAUGGUCGCCUUUGGUCCAAUGGUUCUUGGUGAUCAAACUGUGCAAAGUGAGCCUAUAGAAGACGAUGAGCAGUGCUCAACAUGCGACUUCCGACAGCAUAUUAAACUAAUAAGAAUAAAUGCGAUCAAGUCGCAAAUUCUAAGCAAACUUCGAUUGAAGCAAGCACCUAAUAUUAGUCGAGAUGUUGUAAAACAGCUACUACCCAAGGCACCACCCUUGCAGCAACUUCUUGAUCAGUACGAUGUACUUGGAGAUGAUAAUAAGGAUGGAAUUAUGGAGGAAGACGACGAACAUGCCAUCACAGAAACUAUCAUUACGAUGGCCACUGAACCGGAAUCAAUCGUACAAGUAGAUCGGACUCCAAAGUGUUGCUUUUUUCCCUUCACUCCGAAGAUUCAAGCUAACCGGAUUGUCCGGGCUCAACUCUGGGUGCACCUUCGACCUGUUGAUGAAGCCACCACAGUGUUCCUGCAAAUCUCCCGCCUGAUGCCUGUCUCAGACGGGGCCAGACAUAUUCGAAUCCGGUCAUUAAAGAUCGACAUUAGUACUGGAAUGAGCUCUUGGCAAAGUAUAGAUGUGAAACAAGUGUUGACUGUGUGGCUGCGACAGCCAGAGACAAACUGGGGUAUCGAGAUAAACGCAUUUGAUUCGAAAGGGAACGACUUGGCCGUAACCACCGCAGACUCGGGCGAAGAGGGCCUGCAACCGUUCAUGGAGGUUAAGAUCUCCGAGAGCCCUAAGCGCUCCAGGAGGGACUCUGGGUUGGACUGUGACGAGAACUCGCCCGAAUCCCGAUGCUGCCGGUACCCGCUGACUGUCGACUUUGAAGACUUUGGCUGGGACUGGAUUAUUGCUCCGAAACGCUACAAGGCUAACUAUUGCUCUGGUGAGUGUGAGUACAUGCACUUGCAGAAGUAUCCACACACACACCUGGUAAACAAGGCCAACCCCAGAGGCACUGCAGGCCCCUGCUGCACCCCCACCAAGAUGUCCCCCAUCAACAUGCUCUACUUCAACCGCAAAGAACAGAUCAUCUACGGCACAAUUCCCUCCAUGGUGGUGGACAGAUGUGGCUGCUCAUGAACUAGAGCCCCUAACUCUGACAAUUCCAUUCACCAAGAACAGUGCUUUCUGCAGAACAAAUAGAGCAAAACGGUGCACUAUUUGCAAUAUAGCAAAACAGUGGAAAGUCAAAGAACUGCCUGGCAAUUUGUUGACCAGUGCUUGACCAAAGACAUGUCUUGAUCUGAUGGUUUAGGUUGUUUUCUUUCUCUAUUUCAUAAUCAAAUAUUUGCCAUAGAGGCUUGUUACAGGGUUGGUGUAAGAACCAAGUGCUUACUAGACUCGGGAGUACACCUAGUCAAAAUUACAACAUUCUUUCACAUUCUUUCGAUGCUUCAAAGCUUUUAGGGCAAAUGCUAAACUUUUGGUUUUGAUAAUCCUUGUGGACUUUUGAAAGUGAUGGAGAACUGUUGCUGAGAAUUUCCGAAACUUGCCUUCAUGUACAUUGUCAUAACAACCCAUAUACAUACAGUACAUCCAUCCAAAUAUAUAUUUUAAUCAUAGCUUCACUGUCAUUCAACUGCUUAAACCACUGACACACUUGAAUUAUUCUUAUUCUAAAUCGACCAUACUCAAAAGGAGGACUGAACCAGAGGCACAACAAAUGCAGUGUACAGUAUACACUGAGAUAUGUUUAAAGGCAAAUGAAUCAAUUUUCGAAUGUAUGUAUGAAUAUCAUACAAACUCAUACAAAACAACAUCGUUUGCACUAUGGCAACCCAAUAUAAAUAAUGGAUUGCUACAAAAGUUGUAAAAACAAUGUUUUGAUAUAUUUGAUGAUUUAUGUGUUAUUUUCAUCAGGAUUUACUGCUCUCAACCUCUGUAUGAGCACAGCCUACCAAAGUGUAACUUUGAGUAUAUACCUGUCAAAAGUAAAGGUGCUUUUAUUUUUUGUUAUUUCAGACCUAUAUGCCAGACGUUUUUUGUAUUAAUGAUUUUGGUCUGCACCCAUCACUCAUGUGAUACAAUAAAAUCCAAUACAAUAAAAGUAAUGCAAGUAUUGUAAAUCAUCUGCAACAAAUAAGGCUGUAAUAGUUAAAGAUGAUCAGAUUUGAGUUAAUUAGUUGUUUGUUGAGUAGUUCAGAGGAUUGAUACAGUAUAUCUGAAGGGGACCAGCCAAAAGGGUGAUUUUCAAAGAACCAAAAACAACCAGUCCAUGCUCACAAAUCAGACCUUAGAAUGGCAUGGUAUUGUUACCUAAGUAAUUCAACAAUAUGUACCUAUCAGAUAGGCUUGCAUCAUCAUUCUAACAGGUAUUAAAUGUUGCCUACGUCAUCUUUCCCAUCAGGAGUUGGUCCACACUUGAGCUUCGGCAAUAGGCGUCAGUUAAUGGGCAACAUGUGAGCUUGUGGAUGUGUGCUACAUACUGUGUGUAAAAAUGUGCCAUUGUGGGAAUU